UCGCGCGCUGCCAUCUCCGCCGCUGCCGUUGCGCGCGGGACCGAGGGAAGCGGAACGCGCGGCGCGUGGAGCAGAAACGCUGGGAUUUUACUCCAGAAAGAAGAGCUCAGUGUCAAACGCGCGCGCAAACACACACACACACACACACACACACACACACACACACAGAGUAAAUCCCGCAUUCCGAGCCGCUGGCGGUAAAAGCUCUGUGUUUGUGAGAAGAACAAGAAGAAGACAAGACGACAGAGCGGAGCGGAGCGCGAGUUCACCGGGGUCGGAAGCGUCUCACCGCGCAGGAGUGGCCAUGCCAUUCGGCUGUUUAACGUUCGGGGAGAAGAAGGAUUACAACAAUCCCUCAGAGGUCACAGACAAAUAUGACCUGGGGCAGAUUGUUAAGUCCGAGGAGUUCUGCGAGAUUUUCCGGGCCAAGGACAAGAACACGUUAAAAAUGUACACCUGUAAGAAAUUCCUGAAGAAAGAUGGUAGAAAAGUCAGGAAAGCUGCCAAGAACGAAAUCCUCAUCUUGAAAAUGGUGAAGCACCCCAAUAUUCUCCAGCUCGUUGAUGUCUAUGAAACCAGAAAGGAGUACUACCUCUUCCUCGAGCUGGCUACGGGCAGAGAAGUGUUUGACUGGAUCCUUGACCAAGGCUACUAUUCUGAGCGGGACACCAGCAAUGUCAUUCGACAGGUGAUGGAAGCUGUGGCCUAUCUGCACUCGCUGCGCAUUGUCCACAGGAACCUGAAGCUGGAGAACCUGGUGUAUUACAACCGUCUGAAGAACUCCAAGAUCGUGAUCAGCGAUUUCCACCUAGCUAAGCUAGAGAACGGACUCAUCAAGGAGCCUUGCGGGACCCCAGAAUACUUAGCCCCAGAGGUCGUGGGGCGACAGAGAUACGGCAGACCUGUGGACUGCUGGGCCCUCGGAGUCAUCAUGUACAUAUUGCUGUCUGGAAACCCCCCCUUCUACGACGAGACCGAUGACGACGACUAUGAGAACCACGACAAAAACCUCUUCAGGAAGAUCCUGGCUGGAGACUAUGAGUUUGACUCUCCGUACUGGGAUGACAUCUCUGAUUCUGCAAAGAGCCUGGUAUCUCGGCUGAUGGAAGUGGACCAGCACCAGAGGCUCACUGCACAGGAGGCCAUCAACCACGAGUGGAUAUCUGGGAAUGCGGCCUCGGAUAAAAACAUCAAGGAUGGCGUCUGUGCGCAAAUCGAGAAGAAUUUUGCAAAAGCCAAGUGGAAGAAAGCAGUACGGGUCACGACCAUCAUGAAGAGGCUGCGCGCUCCAGAGCAGAGUGACGCGGCAGCGGCCGGUCCCGCCACGCAGCCAGCGGGUGCCCAGGGCACGACAACAGCUGCGGGCGACGCACCUGCAGCUCCGGCCGCAACCCCCGAGAGCCCCCCGCCCGGCGCAGAGCCCCCCGCCGGCCAGCCGGUUCCCGGCGCUCGACCGGAAAGCGGCCCCGCUGCCGCCGCGGGCUCGGGCGGAAAUGCGGCCCCGGGCGACGCCGCGCUCGAGCUCGAGGACCCCUCGUCACGGUGUAACGGGGAGACCGCGGCCCCGCUACCGCCGACGGCAGAAGGCAGCGACGAGCAGAACGGCUAAAUCGUCCGUUUGGUGCCGAGCCACUCCGAGAGCCCUGAACCCCACCCUGCAUACUGUACAUUCGCUGCUGGCAUGGUGACACUCGAUCUGCUAUUUUCCUUCACGGCACUGGCAUCUUACAGAGCCCGUGUUCUGUCUCUCCUGAGUGACUGACUGGCCUGUGUUCCUCUGUGAUUAAUGCCCCCGUGUUCCCCUUCAUCUGAACAACUGGAACGUCUUCCUUCCCGUUUCCUUCUUUUUUCCAAAUCGCCCCUCCCUCCAGCCUUUGACGAGCUCCUCUCUUUCGUUUUGUCGCCAGCCGUAGUUGCCGCUUUAAGCUGUCCCCCUGUCGCCAGUAUCCUACUAGUUGAAGCAUGAGCAAAAACAGUAGUUGCUAAAUAUUGUCAUUUUCCGGGGGUUCACUGUGUUUGUGCCGACCCGCUACGUAGCCGAUGCGGACGUCGGGCUCAGGGCCCCGCUCAGGAAAGCACCACAUGGCUCUUGAAGUGUGUACGUACUGUAAAUAGAGACCCGGUAGAAUUACCCCAAAAAGACACACGUUCUGAACUUUCCUGUUGAUUUGCUACGGUUCGUGAAGUGACUGGCGGAUAGCGAGAUGCUCACGCUGCCCGCCUAACGCGCACUCUAAGUGACUGUAAUAGAUAGGCGUUCGUCACGGCUCCGCCUUCUCCGUAAUCCCUCCGUACCUUCCACCGUGAAAUAUAAUCGUCGUCGAAGCCGGACGCGUUUCCUCUUUUGCUUCGCUGAAUCGCAGCUUACUUAAAAUGCGGCACAUUAAGAUGGUGCGGAGUGACGCGCCGCAUUGGAGUCCUACGCUUUUUUUUUUUUCCCUUCACAUUUUCCUAAGAGUUACUUGGAGGCACUUUCGAGGCGGAGAAGGUCUCUCUCAGUUACACGUACCCUGCGCUUAGGACACGUGUACGUUCUCCCGAUUUUUGUGGCGCGGCGGUCAGAAGAUGCCAGGGAUGAAAUCCGCAUCGCAGGCAGAAUCUUUGCGUUAAAGUAGCAUGCGGAGCACUUAGCAGAAAUGAACUUUGCGCAGCCUUGGCUGCGAAAAAGACGAAACGAAUAAAUGAAAUGUUACGUUAAUAGAAAUUUCCACGAUACCACACCCGUACCGCGUUAUAGUACGUGGGCCUCGAGGAGCUCGCCUUUAUCCCCUCGCACCUCUGCCUGCUUCCCUCUGUCCUUUCAUUUAACGUUCGCAUUUCCUGAAAUAUCUUUCGCAUUCUUUCAGUUUCCUCUUCAGUCUUCAUCUUCACGCUUCGUGCGUCCUCGGCUAGAAAACAGCUGCUUCUUGGCCUCCGUUUUAUCAUCGCGAUUCUUUGUUUUAAAAGACCGGCCCCUCUGGCAUUACGCGCCAUUGUUAUCCUGUGAAAAACAACACUAAAAGCCAUCGUUGUUUCUUUCUGCUGUUUGUAAAAUGUUCUGUUGUUUAAAAAAAAGAACUGGAAUUAGUUUAAGGUAGCGCUCUUAAAAGCCACCGACUGUGCUGUUCUGGGCAUUCAAAUGUACAGUAUAUAUGAUUCUAUUUUAAUUGUCCUCCCUCUCGUUUAUUUAUUCGUUCGUGCGUCUGUGUGCUGCACUUAUUUUAAUGUGAAUGACACCGACGAUGUCAUUUUUUCUUCACUGCCGGUGUAGUGAAUGGAGGAAAAUGAGGGAUGCCAGAAUACACUGUAACCAUUACGAACAGAGCAAUAUCGAGGUUGCUUUCGAAAACCGUGACGCCGCUUUCCGUGUCGUUUACGCGGUGCGUGUAGUUAAGAACCGAAGGACCGCUGCCGUCGUCCUGGGUGAGCGGGCCUCCUCUCGCCAGAUGGCCGUCGUGCGACAGGAAGGGUUCAGAUCUCAUUAGUCACGCUUCCCGACCCCCGCGACCACCCGCUUCGGGCGCCAUCCCGCAAUGCAUUUUACCAGCAACCCACCCGCUGCGGCGCAGGCCGUCCCUCCUAAGGAACAGCGAGCCCGCGGUUCGUCACGUGUCGCGGUCGGACUUUGGCGUCGCGCCGUCGUCUCGGCGGCCAUGUUUAAUAGAUCACUCCUCUGCGCUUCGCUCCUGUUUUAUUCCAUUUGAUUCGCUUUGAUUUCUUUCCCUCUAAAGUCUCCCUCUUUGUUUGCGGCUACAGGCGGCUGUUGAAUUCUGUACUUUAGAAACGUCACGGCCGUUUCCUACGCAGGGAAAAAAUGAAGCGUCCAUCUUGUUGCUAGUGACUUUUGUCGAAGACGUUCAAGUCUUUGCUGCCUGGUCCACGUUGAACUUGUGCGUUUCUGAUGUUAGUAUCUAUAUAGGUGACUAUGAACGUACGAACGCGCGCUGCGUUCAUCAUCGGGUUUUCUCUAAGCUCUCUGGGAGUUCUCUCGAAAAGCUACAUUUGGCCUGGAGAAGAAAGAGCACGGACUUAGUUUUAGCUCAGUGAUCAUCAGUAUGGACCGUGUUUCUUCACGCAUCUCUCACAUCUCUAAAUGUGACCGUCACGGGGACUCGUCGGCUCCCUCAGGCCCCGUCUCUUGUUUUUAGCCUCUGUGCUCCUUCGCUGACUUUAUGAAUUUGAUGCUAAUAAAACUUUCUUCAUGGAAUGUUGACGUUGUUCUCUUGCUUCUCUCUUUCCGCCAGCAGACCUGCUUUCUGUCUCGCUUUCCCUGUGUCCAUUAAAAAAGAGAACGUUUCUGUUUUCCUCUGUCUGUGCAUGAUUCCCCGGAGUUAAUACCGUCAGCUUUUCAACAAGUAAGCAAGGGGCGGAGUGGUAAAACACAGACUUGUAGCCGAAAGAAAUGUUUCGCGUGCGACGGGGGAACGUGGUAUGUUACGACUGAGCAAGGUAAUUGAUCGUGUGCCCGGUGACGUGCGGCAGGUGAGCUGCUUUGCAUAAACGUGUCAACUAGGCAACAAAACAAUAAUAGAAAGGAUAAGGAGCAGCCAGGUUUUGUCUUCUCUCUCACCAUUGUAUUAGUAAUGACAGUCGCAGGACUUUCAGAGGAUACCCUUCAAGAACGUGCUGAGUGACACGACUGUUUUUGACUUUGUGCAAGUGCUGCAAGGCUUUACGGUGCUUUUCACGGAGGGAAAUGGACACAUUUGAAAAUAGAACAGAACAGCAGGUCAAGACAUCGGGGUUAAAAGAUGCUCUUUAGCCACUGAAGUUACUUUACGAAGGAAGACUGGAAAGCACGGAUUGAAAUAAACUGGGCUGUGAUUUUAUGAAAUCUCAUCGAUGCGGUACCGAAGGGGCCGGAAGGCAUCUUUCACUUCACAA
Molecule: messenger RNA, 4863 nt
Organism: Scleropages formosus (Asian bonytongue)
Lineage: Eukaryota; Metazoa; Chordata; Actinopteri; Osteoglossiformes; Osteoglossidae
Gene: camkvb
Product: CaM kinase-like vesicle-associated b
Exons: 11
Coding region: 305-1609 (434 amino acids)
Biological process (GO): protein phosphorylation
Molecular function (GO): protein kinase activity; ATP binding
Source: RefSeq, a predicted model, not a curated record